AUUAUGAUUGGCUCAUUUCUAUUUGAUACAAAAUAGCAACAAAGGUGAAAAACGUUUCGAAGGAAGCAUAAAAGCUUGUCUCUUCGACUGUCUUUCGAAGAAAUUGGAAAUAAUAUAAACUGGGUGGUCGAGAAACAAUGUUUUUCUUUUCGGAACACAAAAUCUCAACGUGACUUGCCGCAAAAUCAUAACAUUAAAACGUCAAAGAUCAUUGUGUUUUUGAAGUCUACGUCACUGUCGUCACAAACAAAGGAUCCAAGAAGGUCCUUGUACAGAAAUAACCUCCUUGGUUGCUUUGUUUUUAAAUAUUUCAAGUAUUCAAAGUGGAGCACUGAAAUUACGGAAAUCAACUAUUAAAAUAAUUAUUCGUUGCUAUAUUCAGCAAUAAUAAAGCAUCACAAUCAAAUAAUGUAGAUACGUUAUGAAGUAUGGAAUAUCAAGUUGUCCAAAAGAUCGAAAGACUUAAAGGAACAUAAAGAAAAUAAUUUGAUAUUAGUGGUUUUCAACCACGUAUAGUAGUAGUAUAUUUCAAUUGCUAGUCUGUCAUGUUCGUAAUAGAAAUGUCAGCCAGUUGAACAUCAUAAAGUUUAUACAUAGAGUUUAUAUAGAGUUUAUACAUAGACAAGUAGCAAGAAUGAAAACAGCUAGCCCUGUCACUAAAAGGAAAGAAAGGACCUAUGGCCAAGCAUAUAGUUUUAAAACUUUACCAAAGGAUAGUCAUGGUUCACGAAAGAUAGCUUUGAAAAAGUCACAAAGUGCUCAAGGUAUCUCAAGUUAUGGCUUCAAUGGAUUUUCGUCAACAGAAUGUGCAGUUGUUACGGACAGUGAGAGAAAUACAACUGCUCAUGUGUCAGAGAUUAGAGAGAGACUGCCAAAUUGCAGUGGUCAUGUUCAACUUAGAGAAGGCGAUUUACAGACUCAUUUUGCUGCGUAUAAAUUUCUUCCAAGACAUGAUAAUGAACUUGAAUUAGAUGUAGGGGAUGCUAUUUGUGUAAAACAUAUUUCUAGUGAUUUAUGGUGUGAGGGCAAAAAUCUACGUUCUGGUAAAACAGGAAUAUUUCCAUCUCAUUUUGUCUCAGAUAUCCUAUCAUAUACAGGAGAGAAGAUAAAAUAUGAUUUGUCCCAAAAUGGGAUGCAGUUCUACUUGAAAUUUUUGGGCUCUGUUGAAGUAUUUGUGUUAAAAGGAAUCAAUGUUUUGCAAGAAGCUAUAACAAAGAUAUUGAGUUUAAGAACCAAAAAUAAAGUACAUGAUUGGUCUCCAUGUACACUGGAAAUUGACGAAAGAGGAAUAAGACUCAUAGAUCAUGCACAAGAAAAUGAGAAACAACAGAACAAGUCACUUGUCGGAAGACUGUUUAAUAAUGAACAAAAGGUGAUAGUUGAAAAAAAUUCUGAAAACAAAAACUGUGGUUAUUUUUUAUCAAAUCAUCUUUCAGGCUGCUGUAUCCAAGUUUUACUUUCAACUAAAACAUGUCACAUUUUGUGGUUGCUACUCAGAGUCAACAAGGUAUUUCGGGUUUGUCACCAAACACCCGCAUCAACAAAGAUUUGCCUGCCAUAUAUUUAUGUCAGAAUUCUCUACAGAACCUGUUGCUAAAGCCAUAGGGCAAGCUUUUAAGAAACUUUCAUUUGAACUUCGAAGAAAAUCUGAACAGUAAUGAAGUUUUGUUAUGUUCCUCUUCUGUUAGCAUGGUGAUACAGCAACACUGUUAUUUGUCUAAAGGAGUCCGCAUCAAAGGUCUCACAUUUCCUGAUUUUACCAAAAAUGAGCAAUAAUUCCAGUGGGCUAAAUUUUAGUUUAGUAUUUACUAGGUUACUAAUCCAGGUGAUAAAGAUAACACAAAGUGUAUAAGCUGCCUUAAAGGAAAUUGAAAUGUUGCGUUUCUCUGUUGUGUUGGUGAGGUAAAUAAUUUAUUUAUCUAAGUUGAAAACACAAAGAAAUGGAACAAUAAUGUUUAUUUAAGAAUUUAUUCAUUCAAAUAUUAGAACUGGAUCAUUUGUCCCUGAAAGUGAAAUAAAAUUAAGUAUUAAUGUAGAUCUCUGACAUACAAAGCAUUUAAAACAUAAA
Messenger RNA from Xenia sp. Carnegie-2017, 2068 nucleotides. RefSeq names its product JNK-interacting protein 1-like. Bases 635 to 1597 code for a protein of 320 amino acids. The record is from RefSeq and is a predicted model, not a curated record. Gene Ontology annotation, cellular component: cytoplasm. Lineage: Eukaryota; Metazoa; Cnidaria; Anthozoa; Malacalcyonacea; Xeniidae. Gene Ontology annotation, molecular function: protein binding. Gene Ontology annotation, biological process: regulation of JNK cascade. The transcript has 6 exons.